This is a messenger RNA of Cyclocybe aegerita, 408 nucleotides long. The record is from the annotation of a GenBank genome assembly. NCBI's taxonomy places the organism in Eukaryota, Fungi, Basidiomycota, Agaricomycetes, Agaricales, Hemipholiotaceae.
AUGACUGCGGAAAAAACACGUUCUGUCAUCCAACAGUGGGUGGACGCACUCAACACCGCCGACCAUACCACUCUUUUCGCUCUCGCUGCGCCAGAUGCGACCCACUGGAUCUCAGGUCUGGAAGAAAAGAUUCCCUACGCAGGUAGCCUGCCAUAUGCCGAGCGAUUAAAGCAAAUGGCCCCUAUCUUCGGCCAGAUGAAGAGCAUGAAAGUGAAAGUUCUUGGGCUUACCGUUGAAGGCGAUACGGGCGUGUUGGAGGUUGAGAGUAGAGGCGAGGGUCCUAAUGAAGGGCAGGUUUAUGAGAACAACGUGAUGAUGAAGUUCGUGGUGAAGGAGGAAAAGAUCCAGUCUAUCAGAGAAUACGUGGACUUUCUCGCGCUCUUCAAAUACCUUGGUAAGGAGCUGUGA